AUGAGCGAGCGCGGCGCCGGACGCCUGGAGGCUGAGGAGCAGCGGCUGUCGCAGCGCCUCUUUGGCGGUGCACAGACCGUGCGGAGCGUUGAUAUUGACAAUACGGCAGAAGACGCGGACGACAGCGAGCUCUUUGCGCUCGAUGUGGACGUCGCGGAUGCCAAGCCGGAAGUGCGUGCGCCGGAAGCGGCGUGGGUCGACGCGGACGACGAGCGGAUCAUGGUGCCGCUCGCAGGCCCGAACGCACGCGCGCUCGACGGCAGCGUGCGGGGCACGAAAAAGCUGCGCAAACUGCGUGCGGCGCCGGACGAGCAGUACGUCAACGGCGCCGAGUACCAGCGCCGUCUGCGGAAACAGUACGAACGCAUGCACCCGCGCCCGGCAUGGGCCAGUGCGUCGCAAGGCGAGCCGAGCGCAUGGAGCGCGCCGCUUCUCCGCGACCUGCUCUCGAGCGAGUCGGGGCUGGUGACCAAAAAGUCGAACCGUGCACACCUCUCGCCGGAGCGCCUCGAGGUCGAGCGCCUGCGCGAUGCCAAUGAGAUGCAGGGGCGCGUCGCCGAGCCGGCUGCAAUCGAGCAGGUGCAGUUCCACCCGAGCGCGCGGACGCAUGUCCUGCUUACGGCGUCGCGCGACCGCCGUGUGCGCCUCUUUCAAGUGAAUGGAACGACGAAUCCGCUGCUGGAAACGCUGCACGUUCCCGAUAUGCCCAUCAAGACGGCCCAGUUCAAUCCCGCCGGCACGUCGGUGCUGAUUGCGGGGCCGCGGCCGUACCUGUAUGCCUACGAUAUCCGCUCCGGCAAGACGCUCUGCUCGUCGCCGUGGCGCGGUGCAGGGCGCGUCGUGUCCAGCGCGGGCGGCACGGAAGCCGAUGCGGGCGCGGAGCGCGACCUGAGCUUUAUUCGCUUUGAGCCGGGCGCAGCGUCGCGCAUGGUCGCUGUCGGCGGCCGCCGCGGCCAGGUGCAUCUGCUCGACUGGGGUGCGGGCGGCGCUGCGGCUCAGACCGGCGGCCAGCGCAUUGGCGAGCUGCGCAUGAACGCGCCUCUGGCCGGUAUGGCCUGGGCGCCGGCCGGCGAUGCGUACCGCCUCCUCACCCUCUCGACCGAGGGACGCGUUCACGUAUGGGACAUGCGCAGCAGGGCGUGCCCGGUUACCGCGUACGAUACGGGCCUCUUUGGCGCCAAAGGCCUCGAGGCAUCGCCCGCUUCGUCCCUCGUCCCGUCCACCUGGUCGAUCGGAUCAAACAGUGGCGUGGUGAACGUGUACGGUGGUGCGGAUGAGGGUGCGACACAGAGCUCGACGCUCGAUGCGCUCCUUGCGACGCCGGCCGAGGCGCCGGUGACGGACGAUGUGCGCCUGACGCCCCGCAAGGCGCUCGGCAACCUCACGACGGCGAUCACCACGAUGCAGUACAGCCACGACGCGCAGCUCCUUGCGCUCGCAUCGCGCAACAAGAAGGACGCGCUGCGUGUUGUGCACGUUCCGACGCUGCAGACCUAUGCGAAUUGGCCGACGGCCGGCACGCCGCUCGGCCACGUCACGACGCUCGACUUUUCGUCGGAAAGCCAGUAUAUGGCGAUCGGCAACAGCCGCGGACGGGUGCUGCUCUACUCGUUGCGCCCAUAUGUGUAG
Malassezia japonica is the source of this 1629-nucleotide messenger RNA. It is a transcript of the gene UTP18, whose product is annotated as U3 snoRNP protein. NCBI's taxonomy places the organism in Eukaryota, Fungi, Basidiomycota, Malasseziomycetes, Malasseziales, Malasseziaceae. Bases 1 to 1629 code for a protein of 542 amino acids. Gene Ontology annotation, cellular component: small-subunit processome; Pwp2p-containing subcomplex of 90S preribosome. The transcript has a single exon. Gene Ontology annotation, molecular function: protein binding. The record is from RefSeq and is a predicted model, not a curated record. Gene Ontology annotation, biological process: rRNA processing.